AUGGCCUUCCAGCUUCCCGAGGGACUAGACCAUCUAAAUUAUCUUGACCUACAUGGAGCACUUAAAUCGCAGUUCAAGAUCAAGCUCAGCGCCGAGUUUUUGUUUGAGAAGCAUCAAGGUUACUUCUGUCUGUUUCCUGUCAUACAGACGUCGCUCCGUGCAUGUGAACUCAUUGAGAGGCGCAAAGAGAAGCCCAUGCUUGACAGGAUCCAUACCCUAUUAUCCAGUACAAUCGCACCUGAGGUUUGCCGGCACUGGUUCAGCUGGGAAACUGUUGAGCUACCUGAGGACAUGCUCCAGAGGCUUGUGUCAUAUACCAUAUUCCUGGGGGAAGAGUGGGAAGUGGGCUCUCAAGUGCUCCUCUGGAUACAAGUGGAAAGUCGUCCCAACGGGAUUGCUACUGAGAAAGAUUCCUCUAGUGAAAGGUGA
Molecule: messenger RNA, 429 nt
Organism: Suillus subalutaceus
Lineage: Eukaryota; Fungi; Basidiomycota; Agaricomycetes; Boletales; Suillaceae
Exons: 4
Coding region: 1-429 (142 amino acids)
Source: RefSeq, a predicted model, not a curated record